This is a messenger RNA of Siniperca chuatsi (mandarin fish), 2065 nucleotides long. RefSeq names its product P2Y purinoceptor 3-like. The coding region runs from base 143 to 1270 and encodes 375 amino acids. Gene Ontology annotation, cellular component: plasma membrane. The transcript has 2 exons. Gene Ontology annotation, molecular function: G protein-coupled receptor activity. The record is from RefSeq and is a predicted model, not a curated record. NCBI's taxonomy places the organism in Eukaryota, Metazoa, Chordata, Actinopteri, Centrarchiformes, Sinipercidae. Gene Ontology annotation, biological process: G protein-coupled receptor signaling pathway.
GUCCUAAAUACUGUGGACCACCGGCUCCUUCGCUGAGGACAUGAAAGUUGCCGUUCACAUAACAGAUGGCCCGAGAGAACACUGAUAACUAUUCAGUGUUUGUUCACACUGGUGGGUGUGUUUUACACCAAAAUAUGUUGGCAUGGUUGUUUCACUUGGCACACAGAGAAGCCUCUGUAACAAAGACAUGGGCAACACUCAGGUUCAGCCUCCAGAGGAAGCCUUCUGCGACCUGAACACACAUCAAGGUUUACCGGUGGUCCAGCUCUACGUGAUGCCGUCCGUUUUCCUGGCGGUGUUGAUCCUCGGGCUUCCCCUCAACCUGCUCUCCCUCUGGGUUUUCUUCCAGCGGCUGCGGCGCUGGACCCGCAGCACGGUGUUCCUCUUCAACCUGACCCUGGCUGACACCUCGUGGCUGCUGGCCUUGCCUUACCUCAUCAACUACCAUCUGGACCAGCUGUACUGGAAGCUGGGGCUGCCGCUCUGCAGGGUCGUGAGGAUGUUCUACCACAACUACUUCUACCUCAGCAUCUUCUUCGUCACCUGCAUCAGUGUGGACCGUUACCUGGCCAUCGUGCACCCGCUGCGCUCUCUGGUGCUGCUGGGCCGGAGGCAGACCUGCCUGCUGUGUGUGGCGGUCUGGGUGGCCACUCUGGUCCUCAGCAUACCCGUUGCCAGUAUGACUCUGAUCCAGACGUGCCCUGGGAGCAACCGCACCGUCUGUACCCUGUACAUACUGCUCAGUGACACCGGGGAGAGCCUCCCCUAUUCCCUCUUUUGCACCAUCAUCGGCUUCCUCUUCCCGCUGCUCUCCAUCUGCUACUGCGGCCUGCGCAGUGUCAGAGAGCUGCGCCACCGGCCGUGCCGCCCCGACCGGCACAACAAGCAGCGGCGGCUCCGGCGGGUCCUGAGCACAGCGCUGGUUCUCUUUGCCUUGUUUUACCUGCCGUACCACCUGAGCCGGAACGCCGCUAUCGUGAUGCGGGCAGUCUACCCUCACAACCCCGCCUCCUGGCGGCACGCAGACCUGGCCUUCGCCCUGGAGAUGUGCUUCUGCAGCCUCAUCACCUGCGUUAACCCUCUGUUCAGCUGCUUCAUAGGCCGCCAGUUCAGGAAGGAGUUUCACUGCACUUUUGCUGCCAUGUUUUCCCAGUGUCCAGGCACGCAGGUGGCGUCAGUGAUAUCUAAGCGGACCCGGGUGACGGUGAAGACACGGCAGGGGAUGGCUACUGUCACACCUGUGUGCACACUGCCUCCAGCUAGAUCCUAAUGAGCUGUAGAAAUGUCAAUUAAAAAUCUUCUUUGUCUAGUACUUGUGUCAAACAGCAUUACACUGUAUAGAGCCUUUUAUGUCGUUUGUUUAAUCACCUGUGUUCAAGAUAAAUACACUAUGAUUUCCAGUCUCCUUUAUUUCAUUUCAUCUCAUGUGUUGAGGUUUGGUCUCCUUAACUUCCUGACACAACACUGCCUCUGCGUGGUUGACUGCUUACUGUACUUUACAGUCUGGUUCCACAUGCGUGAAUAGCAUUUUUUUUUCUUUUAUUCAGUGAAAAAUAGUAGAAUCCCCUGUUUAUUCAAUUUAGUGAAAACAAAUCUUUCUGCAUAUUUGUCCUGAAGCUGUAACACUGUCUGUAGUGUAGGUUAAACCAAAACCGGGAAAUAACCGGAUGUAGAGGGUAGAGGGGGGAUCAUUGCUUUGUGCCUGCUGCAGCAAGUGAUUUAUAAGUGGUCGGAGCUCAUCCUGAAAUCCCUUUCUAUUAGAUGUAAGUGAAGGAGAGAGGUUGUGCAAUUGGCAUUAGUCGCCGUCGACAGGUUUUGAAGUAGUAAUUGAAUUAGAGGAGGGGCGCUGCUCGGAGCUGCUGACAGGUAGAUGAGCUGCGCGCUGUCCGCGGUGCUGAAACCUCCUCCGGCUGCUGCCUCACCGGAGAUCCUCACCUCAGAUUAGACCGGAGCUCCGCUAACCUGCACCGGCUGAAGGUCCUCACCUUUUCCACGUCGAGUUCUCAAAGAAUACUGAAAAAAAAAAACUUCAACUUUUUAUUUUCUGUUUGGCUGUUUCCUAAUC